AUAUAUAUAUCACGCAGGAGAGAGAAGAGACAAACACACACAGAGAAAGAGACAAACACGCGCGGAGAGGGAGGCUGAAUUGGUUUGUAAUUCACUUCGAAGGGUUCACAAUCCUAAUGGCGAAAGAACACAGCGAAGGAAGCUCUGUGGCCUUGGAUCUCAUCGACUUCUUAAACGCUUCUCCAACAGCUUUUCACGCAGUUGACGAAGCGAAGAAGCGAUUGACAAGUGCAGGAUAUGAGCAAAUUUCAGAGAGACGGGAUUGGAAUCUACAAACAGGAAAGAAGUAUUUUUUCACAAGGAAUCACUCUACAAUUAUCGCUUUCGCGAUUGGUAAAAAAUAUGUUGCCGGAAAUGGAUUUCACAUCAUUGGGGCUCAUACUGAUAGUCCUUGUUUGAAGUUGAAGCCUGUUUCGAAGGUAUCAAAAGGUGGGUAUUUGGAAGUCGGCGUUCAAACAUAUGGAGGUGGUUUAUGGUUUACAUGGUUUGAUCGUGACUUAACUAUUGCUGGAAGGAUGAUAAUAAGAGAAGGGACUGAUGCUUCUCUAUCCUACUCACACCGACUUGUUAGGCUUGAGGAGCCCAUAAUGCGAAUUCCAACUCUGGCAAUUCAUUUGGACAGGAAUGUUAAUGAAGAAUUGAAGGUGAACAAACAAAGUCAUCUUCUUCCAGUUUUGGCAACAUCAAUUAAGGCCGAGCUCAAUAAAGUGGUUGCUGAGAAUGGUCCUGGUGAAGAUGGAGUUCCAACUGAUUGCAAGAAGUCAAAAGCAAAAUCUGAAACUGAUGACCAAAAGCAUCAUUCACUGCUUAUGCAGCUUCUUGCAACACAGGUUGGCUGUAAACCAGAUGACAUAUGCGAUUUUGAGUUGCAAGCAUGUGAUACUCAACCAAGUCUUAUUGCUGGUGCUACAAAAGAAUUCAUUUUCUCUGGAAGACUUGAUAAUCUCUGCAUGUCAUUUUGCUCUUUACAGGCAUUGAUAGACGCCUCUUCUGAAAGUAGUCUUGAAGAUGAGACUGGUGUAAGAAUGGUGGCUUUGUUUGAUCAUGAGGAGAUUGGAUCUGAUUCAGCACAGGGGGCUGGAUCUCCAGUAUUGUUGGAUGCUUUAUCGCGGAUUACAAGUUCCUUCAGCCCGGAUUCCAGGUUCCUGGAGAAAGCAAUUCAAAGGAGUUUCCUUGUAUCUGCUGAUAUGGCGCAUGCCUUACAUCCUAAUUAUAUGGAUAGACAUGAAGAAAACCAUCAGCCCAAGUUGCAUGGUGGACUCGUCAUUAAACAUAAUGCAAGUCAACGCUAUGCAACUAACGCUGUAACUUCCUUCAUUUUUAGGGAGAUAGCAGCCAAGCAUAACCUUCCUAUUCAGGAUUUUGUGGUUCGCAAUGACAUGGCCUGUGGCUCAACCAUUGGUCCCAUUCUGGCAAGCGGUGUGGGCAUACGUACAGUUGACGUUGGAGCACCACAACUAUCGAUGCACAGCAUAAGAGAAAUGUGUGCAGUUGAUGAUGUGAAACAUUCAUACGAUCAUUUCAAGGCCUACUUCCAAGAGUUCUCUCAUCUUGAUGCCAAGAUUACUGUGGACAUCUAGGUCGUAGUCUUUCCAGGUUUAGCAUAAGCAGUUCCGCAUCUAGAUCCCUGCUUCGAACAUAUUUUUACUAUAUUUAUUGUAUCAUCAAAAGGUUGCCCAGUCAACCAAUUUCAUGUGCUGAAAUUGCUCUUGUUUACCUUUAUCAAGACUUGGUGAAACUAUAGUAGUGACCUUACAUCUAAUAUAAUUAUGAGCAAAACCAAUGUUCAACUAAUUUCUGUUGUGACAUUGGUGGGUAAAAACUUAUCGAACUGAAUUGAUUAAGGCUUUUGAAUUUGUGGA
This is a messenger RNA of Cornus florida, 1862 nucleotides long. RefSeq names its product probable aspartyl aminopeptidase. NCBI's taxonomy places the organism in Eukaryota, Viridiplantae, Streptophyta, Magnoliopsida, Cornales, Cornaceae. The transcript has 11 exons. The coding region runs from base 117 to 1580 and encodes 487 amino acids. The record is from RefSeq and is a predicted model, not a curated record. Gene Ontology annotation, molecular function: zinc ion binding; aminopeptidase activity. Gene Ontology annotation, biological process: proteolysis.